This is a messenger RNA of Didymodactylos carnosus, 852 nucleotides long. Lineage: Eukaryota; Metazoa; Rotifera; Eurotatoria; Philodinida; Philodinidae. The record is from the annotation of a GenBank genome assembly.
AUGAAACGAUCAAUCGGCAGUAUUAUUUUAUUGUUGAUGUUUGUUCGCAAUUCUUCUGUUACACAGCAGAUCACUAAUAUAAUAUCAUCAUCAGAUUCUGCUAAUACACAGACAAAUGAUCAACAAGGUCUUUUAAAAACUAAAUACAAAAAACGUCUGGAGAAAAUUGAUCAUUUUCUCAACGAAUUAACAGAAAAAAAGGAAUUUAGUGGUAGUGUGUUAAUAUCGAGACAUGGACAGUUACUUUUAUCGAAAGGUUAUGGUUUUAGUGAUUAUUUAAAUUUAUCCAAUUUAAACACAUUUAAAACAAUGUAUGAAAUUGGUUCAUUAACGAAAGAAUUCACAGCACUUAUAAUAUUAAAAUUGCAUGAAUUUGGCUUAGUAAAUGUAAAUAAAGAUUAUUUAUCAAAAUAUUUACCCGGAUAUCCACAUUCACAUCAAAUACGUAUAGAAAUGUUGUUACAACAUAUAUCUGGUAUUAAAGACUAUACAGAACUGCCUCUAUUUGAAGAAGUAUAUGUAGGAAAAACAUAUGCAUUAAAUGAGUUAAUAAAACUAUUUAGUCAUUUACCAUUAGAUUUUAAACCUGGGACGAAAUUUGAAUAUUCCAAUUCCAAUUAUAUUGUCUUGGGUGCAGUGAUUAAACAUGUUAUGUCCUCGGCAUCUACGCUAUCGAAACUUGGCAUAGAAGACAAAGAAAAUGCAUAUAGACAAUUAUUACAUAAAUAUAUAUUAAAUCCAGUAAAAAUGCAUCAUACAAUUUAUGAAAAUGGACACGAUGAUAAUUAUUAUAAGGAGGAUAAUUAUAGAGAGAAAUAUCAAAUUGCACAAGGUUUGUUAUCUGUUUUUUGA